Vicia faba (fava bean) is the source of this 972-nucleotide messenger RNA. The record is from the annotation of a GenBank genome assembly. NCBI's taxonomy places the organism in Eukaryota, Viridiplantae, Streptophyta, Magnoliopsida, Fabales, Fabaceae.
AUGUCUCCCUUAGUUUUUGUGUCUCUCCUAUUCUUAUUCUUAAUUGAUGGUUCUAAGGGUCAGCUUAAAAUGGAUUUCUACUCAGACACAUGUUUUCUAGCAGAACUCAUUGUCAAUGAUGUUGUUAGAGAAGCUGCUCUUUCUGACCCAACCGUGCCUGCUGGUUUGCUUAGGCUUCAUUUUCAUGACUGCUUUGUUGAGGGAUGUGAUGGUUCCAUUCUGAUAGAUAAUGUUACAGAGCCAGAAAGAGAUGCAUUCGAACAUCUAGGUCUAAGAGGGUUUGAUGUGAUAGAAAAAGCUAAGGCAAUAUUGGAAGAAUCUUGUCCAGGAGUGGUUUCUUGUGCAGAUAUUGUGGCUUUGGCAGCAAGAGAAGCAAUUUCCAUGGUAUAUGGACCUUGGUACAUGGUUCCUACAGGGAGGAGAGAUGGAUUUGUUUCUAAUAAAUCUCUUGCAGAUGAUAUGCCAGAUGUUAGUGAUUCAAUUCAGCAACUCAAAACCAAGUUUAGGAACAAGGGUCUCACAGAUAAAGACCUUGUCCUUCUCAGUGCCGCACAUACAAUAGGAACAACAGCAUGUUUCUUCAUGAAAAAAAGACUAUACAACUUUUCUCCAUCUGGUGGUGGAUCAGACCCAGCUAUUAGUCCAGAUUUCCUCCCAGAACUUAAGGCAGAGUGCCCUCGGACGGGACAUGAGAACGACCGAUUAGCCAUGGACAUAACGACUGAAACAACAUUCGACGAUAACAUAUUGAAAAACAUAAGGAAAGGCUUUGCUGUGCUAGAAUCUGAUGCAAGACUUAACGACGAUGCAGAAACAAAGGCUGUGAUUGAAUCAUACUUAGCUCCCUUCGCUCCAAAAUUAGGACCUCAUUUCGGAUUUGAUUUUACUCAGUCAAUUGUUAAAAUGGGACAAAUUGGUGUCAAGACAGGUUCUGAGGGAAACAUUAGGCGAGUCUGCUCGAAAAUCCAUUGA